Molecule: messenger RNA, 4783 nt
Organism: Vicugna pacos (alpaca)
Lineage: Eukaryota; Metazoa; Chordata; Mammalia; Artiodactyla; Camelidae
Gene: CEP78
Product: centrosomal protein 78
Biological process (GO): cilium organization
Cellular component (GO): centrosome; ciliary basal body
Molecular function (GO): protein binding
Source: RefSeq, a predicted model, not a curated record
UUCUCGCACUAUGAGUACCUGUGCGCGCUACAGGACUCGGUGCCGCUGCCCGCCGUGCGCGCCUCCCUGCGGGAAGGCGUGCUGGACUUCAACGCCGACCGCCUCCGCGUGGUGGACUGGGCACCGCUCCUCAGCACCCUCAAGAUUAAUAAAGAUCUGCCCCUGAUCUCUAUCAAGAGCUUCUUCCAGCCUUGGCUCGGCGAAAUAGGGUAUGACAGAAAUAAAGUUUGCAGAGGUCGUGUUCCUGCGAUAAGAAAUAAAGAUGUGACCUUUCAGUUGUGUAAAGCCCUUAAAUGCUGUUUAAGUGCAUCAAGUGCACUGAGGAACCUGGAGCUAAAUGGACUGGUUCUGAGAGAGAGAGAUUUAACUGUUUUAACAAAGGGAUUGAAUAAAUCAGCUACUUUGGUGCACCUGUCUCUUGCAAAUUGUCCAAUUGGAGAUGGAGGUUUAGAAAUUAUUUGUCAAGGUAUAAAGAACUCUAUCACUCUUAAGACAGUAAACUUCACGGGGUGUAAUCUGACAUGGCAGGGAGCAGAUCACAUGGCCAAGAUCUUAAAGUAUCAGACCAUCAGAAGGCACGAAGAAACCUGGGCUGAGAGUCUUCGUUACAGGAGACCUGACCUUGACUGCAUGGCUGGCUUGAGGCGCAUCACUCUGAACUGCAACACGCUCAUUGGUGACCUUGGUGCAGUUGCUUUUGCAGAAUCUCUUAGUGAGGAUUUGUGGCUUAGAGCACUUGACCUGCAGCAGUGUGGCCUCACCAAUGAAGGAGCUAAGGCUUUACUCAAGGCCCUUGAAACCAACAGAACUUUGGUCAUUCUGGAUAUAAGAAAAAAUCCACUUGUUGAUCAUUCUGUGAUGAAAGCAGUUAUCAAAAAAGUUCUCCAGAAUGGAAGGAGUGCCAAGUCAGAGUACCAGUGGAUAACUUCUCCAUCAAUGAAGGAACCAUCCAAAGCUGCCAGACAGAAAAAGAGAACUAUAAUUUUGGGAAGUGGUCGAAAAGGAAAAGCUACUAUUAGAAUAGGAUUGGCUACAAAGAAACCUGUGAGUAAUGGAAGAAAACAGUCCAUUGGUAAAGAAUGUUAUGCUCCUGAACCUUUGCCCCCUGGUGUGUCUGGUUUCCUGCCGUGGCGUACUGCAGAACGUGCAAACAGGAACAGGGGUUUUCCAUUAAUCAAAGCUCGUGAUGUAUGUAAUCAGUUGCAGCAGUCAGAAUUUCCUGUGACUGUGACGGUAGAGAGUCCUUCCUCCUCAGAACUCGAAGAGGUCGACGAUUCUUCAGAAAGUGUUCAGGAAGAGCCAGAGAAAAUCAGCGUAAAGCAGGAAGCACUGCAGGAAAAACUGGAGGAGUGCCUAAAGCAGUUAAAGGAGGAGCGAGUAAUAAGGCUUAAGGCUGAUAAACGAGUCAGUGAGCUGGAACAUGAAAAUGCCCAGUUAAGAAAUAUAAAUUUCUCUUUGUCUGAAGCCCUUCAAGCGCAGUCAUUGACAAGCAUGAUCCUGGAUGAUGAAGGUGUUUUGGGCAGCAUUGAGAAUUCUUUUCGGAAGUUCCAUGCUUUCUUGGAUCUCCUUAAAGACGCUGGACUUGGGCAGCUUGCCACAAUGGCUGGUAUAGAUCAGUCAGAUUUUCAUUUACUAGGUUGUCCCCAGAUGAAUUCUACUGUCAGUAGUCCACCUAAAGAAGAAAAGAAGGCACAUGAGGAAGAAGAACCAGAAUUAAAGCAGACUGCCCUAGGACAAAUGCAAAAUAUCCAAUUUCAGAAAAUUACAGGUGACGCUAGAAUUCCUUUGCCUCUCAACUCCUUGCAUGCCCCAGUCUCUACUCAGGAGGCCCUAGAAACUUCCAAAGACAACCUGGGAGUCCCAGGCACGGAGCAGCGACAGGAGUCUUUUGAUGAUUUCAUUGCGAGAGCAUGUUCUCCUUCAGUGGAGGGGAUUUCUGGAACUGGAAGUCAGAGAAAAGAAGCAGAGUUGCCGAGAAAUAGUAGAUCUUCUUCAGAGAAAGUGACCAAACAACAUUCUGCCAAGACACAAUCUGGAAAGGACCUGCUUUCCUGCUCUGACUCACCUGUAAAGCGGAAGAGCAAAGGAGUCGGGCAGAAUAGCUCUUUGGUUAAUGAACCAAUUAAAAGUGAGUCUUCAAAAAAACACAUUUCUGUUAAGAAAGAGAGUAGGAUAGUGACUGUUUCAUCUAAGACAACUAAAAGUAAAUUCAGUCUACCAGAACACUCUCAAAGUGAUACUCUUGGAUCUGAUUUUGAAUUUCAAGAAAGCAUCCGUACUCUAUCACGCCUGACAUAGGUCUAAAUCUCUUAAAAUUAUGUUUCUGCCUUCAAAUUUUAAUAAAUUACUUACGUUUUUAUUAUAGCAUGUGGUAUUUUAAAAUACAUGACUAGAAGCCAUUAGAGAAAGAUCUAUGUAUACUUUUCAUUAUAAUGCAAGUUUUGGUGUAUUUUUCCUUUUGAUACUUUGCACCUUUCAUUCAAGUGAUUACUGAGGGCUUAAUAUGUACAGUACUUUUCUGAGUGCUGUUGCUUUCAGCAGUGAAUAAAAUAAACCUUUACCCUCACAGAACUAAUACUCUGGCGGGAGGAAAAAUAAACAACAAAGCAGGGUAAGGGGACUAGAAAGUGAUGGGAAUAAUAAAUGGAAUAGUUUUAUCACUUGGUUAAAUGUCAAAAUGUUAUGAAUCGUAUGGCCAGAAGCCAUUGACGCAUUUUAAUGCAUAUGUUUACCAAGGCACUUAAUGGUGUUCAUGGAUUAUAGCAACUUUAUAAGGUAGCGAAUUGUCACUGUGCCCAUUUUACAGAUGUGGAAUCUGAGAAAACAUGUGAGUUGCCCAAAAUUGUAACAGCUAUAUAUAAGUGAUGAGCUGGAAUUGGACUAAAACCUAUGUUCUUCAUUACUUUGUUAUCCUGUUUCCUUGUUGAGAGAGGAAGGCACCAAGAGAAAAGCUAGUGAGCUCAAGAAGUGCAAGAGAGUGGGACUGUCAGAAAGCAUGCCUGUCUUUCCCAUGAGAGCAGAAUUUUUAAGAGUACAUAAGAGUAUAUGUACCUACAUCUCUAAUUAAUUAUGCCUCCCUGGUAAUACAAUCGUAGAUAAGUCCUUAGUUCAAUCACACUGAAAGCUGAGAUCAGAGAGAAGCUGGAGUGUCAGAUUUCUUCUGGAAGGUCUUCACUGAUUGUUAGUAAGAGGGCUGCUAAAUACUGUUUAUUUCAUGGAUCAUGGAUUGAGUGUUUCAGGAGUAAAACAAGGAACGAGACGUAAUGUUGGCAGCAGAGUGAGGGGGGAAGCCAUGCCAGCGGGUUCCCUAAAGAUGUGCGUAACACUCUGAUGGGGAUACUCAGGAAUUUAGUCCACGUUUAGGGAAGAGGAGGGAAAACUGGGGGGCCAAGAAAAGUCAUCUAAAGAGGGAAUACCUAAGCUAGGUCUUAAAGGCCUUGUUAAAAGCUGGUGAGUAAGAUGGUGAAGGGAAGGGACACUCAAGGCAGAGAGCACAGCAUAUGCAGUGGUGUAGAACCGCGAGUGCAAGUGGUGUGCUUGGGGCAACCACAGGUACUGGGGCUUAGACUGAGUGCAGUGUGGUGCUCAGCACGUGAUGCUCCAGCAGGCAGCAAGGUGUCAGAGUGGGUCCUAACAUCCAUGUUGCAUGGAGCUGGAGCUGAUUCUUUUUACUCAGAAAACAGCUGAGAAUGGAAAUGGCACGUUCAGGUCUGCAUUUUAGAUCAUUAAAGUCAGUGUGAAAGGUGACUUUGAAGAAGCCUUGAGGUAAUUAUGCCACACUGUUCUGAGAAGCAGUGUUUUUUUUUAUGUUCAAGGAGGACUUACACACCCCCACCGUCUCUCCUGUCCCUCCUGAAAGGCUAACAUGGCAAAUAUAAGGGAGACCCCCACUGAAGUAAAGUUAGGCAGGUUUUCUUCCUGUACAACUUCUCAGGGCUGCUGUAGGCUAAUUUUCAUUGUGGACCUUCACGGCAGGCAUGUGGUGUGCUGCCCUUCUCAAAUAUAUUUGAUUAUAGAAUCCUUUUGUAUUUGAACUGUCUAACAACUGGUUCCACCAAACAGCAAUUUGGUAACUUCUAGAUUAGAUGAUAGCAAGAAGACCAGAGGUCUGAAGUAAGGUACAGGUGAAGGGAGGAAGUAGGUUCUAGUUUUAUUUAGGAAAUAAUAUAAAACAUAGCUUGGUAGUGAUAAGUAAAGAAAUAGGAGGUAGAGGCUGCACCCCCGUUUAUGUGACUAAGGUUGGGUGGUGGUAUCAUUGAGGUACGAAAUGGGAGAAGAACUGCAUUGAGGAGAGGAGUUUAGUUUUGGACAUGUUGAAUUUUCGGACACCUGGAGAAUUCAGGAGAUGACUGGUAGAUAACUGGACAUGCACACAAAGACAUGGAAAGAUAAAAAUGUGAAUGUCAUCAGCAUACAUAAGAAGUAGUUAAAAUCACAAAAAAUGGAUGACAUUACAGAGAACUAUGGGGACUGACAAAGUUUAAUAAGCAAAGGAAGGAUUCUGGGAAGAAGAGAGGUGCUAUCCAGAAAGGAGGCAGUAGGUAAUGGUGUCCUGCUGCAGAGAAUGUAAGUGUCCAUUGGAUUUGGGGAGUUAGGUCCCUGCUGACUUUAGUGAAAUUGGUUCAGUGACAUGGUGGAUGAGAAAGCCAGAUUGCAGUAAAUAGAGGGGGUAGGGCUGCCCCAGGGGGAUAGUGAAAACAGUGGGAUUAGGCUACUCUGAAGGAGUUAGGAAGAAAAGAGAAGACAAUUAGGAAAAAAAAUUUUUUUAGAAUGAGAGGACUUC